Molecule: messenger RNA, 3071 nt
Organism: Psammomys obesus (fat sand rat)
Lineage: Eukaryota; Metazoa; Chordata; Mammalia; Rodentia; Muridae
Gene: Dnai3
Product: dynein axonemal intermediate chain 3
Exons: 23
Coding region: 146-2911 (921 amino acids)
Biological process (GO): cilium movement involved in cell motility; inner dynein arm assembly
Cellular component (GO): inner dynein arm
Molecular function (GO): dynein heavy chain binding; dynein light chain binding
Source: RefSeq, a predicted model, not a curated record
AGCUGUUGCUGGAGAUAGGAGAUUUAUUUUCUGAGCGAGAAGCCACAGGCUCCCACCUCCAGCUCUCUCGAAGGAGCUUUUCUCCCGGGAACUGCCAGGAGACUGAUUUCUUUUCCCUUUAGUGAUUCCAGCCUACAUUACAGCCAUGGCACCGAAAACAAAAAAGAGCCCCCAGAAAAAGCAUAAAAAGAAGGCCAAGCAAACCGCGCUAGAUACUGAAGAGGAGGAGGCCAUGAACAUGGAGAGCAUGGGCCAUCCAGAAAUCUAUCCAUUAGUAAUAACUACCAAGACUCAGGAAAUAUUCAGCUGUCGAGCAGAGGAAGACAUGACCGAUGAACAACAGUAUAAGCUCAUCAGAAAAGAAGACAUCCUGGCAGACCUGCUAAACCGAGCUGCAGUAUCCGACUUCCACCCAGUCAAAAGGAUUGUCCGGGAAUACCCAGGGGAGGAGCUUCUCCUCGUUUAUGACAAAGACUUCAAAUAUGGACACAACUUUUACCUCGUUGGAACUGAGGAGGGCAAGGAAAACUAUUUCAAGGCCUUAGAAGUGCCAGAGGAACAAGAAGAGCUCAAGGAUCAUGCUCAAGAAGUGUACAUAUACAAACCGCCCGUCUCCAAGCCCUGGAUAUCUUUUGGCAGUGAGAAAGAAAUUGAGGAAGAAUCCGUCAAGGAAUCAAAAAAACGGGUGACGUACAUGAUCUCCAGAAAACGAAGUGAGUUUGGCGCACCCGUGUUUUUUCACGACCAAAAUGCUUCCAGAAUAAAAGAUGCCUACACAGAGUGUCCUUCCUAUGAAGAUAAAAAUUAUGUCCUCACACAAGUUGAGAAAGAUGUUGGCUUGCAAGUCAUUCCUGAUAUCAAGGGCACAAGCACCCAGACAAAAUGGGCAUUUCCUAAAAAUGCGACAACACAGUAUUAUGCAAGAGAGUUCCCAGAACUGGAAAGAGAAGCCCUCCUACAAUCAAAGUCUCUGGCUGAUUUCCUUGGCAAUGUGUCCACAAGUGUCGAAAUAGGCCUGCAGCAAAACGAAAUCAUGAACACGUUCGUCGACGACUGGAAGAACCUCGCGCAGGAAGAAAGCACCUUUGGGGACAAGACGGACACCCACCUGAAGGAGUACCAGUCCUUCACCGACCUACACAGCACCAUGGAGAAAAUGAUCACCUGUGUCUCGUGGCACCCAACCAUCCAUGGGCUCAUAGUCGUGUCAGUGGCCGUGCGCCUGUCCUAUGAGGAAAGAGUCCACUUUUCGGGGAAGCUACUGCUACAGCCAUCGCUGAUUCUUUUCUGGAGUUUCUCCGAUCCCAUACACCCUCAGUUGAUGCUGGAGAGCCCUGAUGACAUCUUCUGCUUCGAGUUCUGUCCAAGUGACCCCAAUAUCAUCGCUGGAGGCUGCAUAAAUGGACAGAUUGUCCUGUGGGAUAUCACAGCGCACGUGGACAAUAUAGAAAAUAUCAAGUCAGGAGGCAGCAGAACUAAAAAGCCCACUCUCAAGCCUAUGUUUCUCCUUGAACCAGACAGUAAUAAAGAAGCAAUGUACAUCAGACACUGCGCAGUGUCUUCCAUAGAAAACGGCCACAGGAAAGUGAUCACAGAUAUACACUGGCUGCCAGACUCAUUUGAGAUUAACAGAAUGGGCUCCGUCUUUGAAAAUCGGAAUGGAAUAAGCUGUCAGCUCGUCACAUGCUCAGCAGAUUGCACAAUAUGUUUUUGGGAUAUUCGACCUCAAAAACCUGCAAGCGCAGCUGCAGCCGCACCUACAAGCACAGGCCCAGGCACAGCCACCGCCGAUACCUCAAACACCCAGCAAGCAGUACCAGAGAAGAAGAAGGAGGAAACCAUUCAAGUUCCUUUUGAUGUGCCCUCGACUUUCACGCACCUAGAUCUUGCCUGGAAACCGCUAUCGAGGAUAAAACUGUCUAAGGGUGACACAAAUUUAGACCACUGUCCAACCAAGUUGAGCCUGGGCGAAGAUCCUCUUCUUUGCAGAGUGCAAGGUACUUCCUCCAUGCAUAUUCUUCUGAAAGAAAAGAUGUUAAACCAGAUCAGAACACUGAAGGCGGCCGAAAUAUACCCCUACCAAAAUCUGGAGGCUGGGAUGGCCAAUACACUCAAGCCAAUAGAUGACUUCUGCACGAAGUUCUUUGUGGGAACAGAGGAAGGUGAAGUGAUAUACACAGACUGGAAAAUGGAGAGAGACUCUGAAACUGGACGAUUUAUGCCCAAGAAACCUGUGAACCUCUACACUGUCCACGACGGCGCCGUCCACACUAUUCAGAGGUCGCCUUUCUACAACGACAUCGUCCUCACUGUUGGGGGGUGGAACGUGGCCAUCUGGAAGGAAGAAGUCAUGACUGGACCACUUCUUCAAACAUGCUGUGCACCAAAAAGGUACACGGCAGGGCACUGGUCGCUGACAAGGCCUGGCGUCUUCUACAUCGGCCGAGAGGAUGGAUAUGUCGAUAUCUGGGACCUCCUGGAGAAAACUCACGAGCCAACCCAGUCCCAGAAUAUUUGCAUCACCAUGAUCACCUACAUCAAACCCUGGACCUUUUCCUCUAAGCAGCAGUUUAUAGCCAUAGCUGACUAUUAUGGGACACUGCAUAUCUUAGAAAUUCCUUGGACAUUAAGUCAUCCUUCCUUUAACGAGGUAUCAAGUGUGAACUACUACUUUGAAAGAGAAGUCAAGCAUCUGGAGUACGUCCAGCAGCGCAAGACUAUCCGUGAGCAAGAAAAGACUGACAUGGCCCUAGAACUGGCGAGGAAAAAAGCCAAAGUCUAUCAGAAGACAAGAGAGGUGAUGGAGGCGGAGCUGAGGCUGGAGUUCGAGAACUACCUGGACCUUGAGAAGAGCAUCCUCUUCAGCCUUGGCCUGUCCAAGGACACAGAGAAGGUGUCGACCUGGAUCUGAGAUGGCCGAGAUUCUCGCAGGUGGUUCCUGGGGAUUCUGGCGGACUUCCCUCCCUCCUUAUUGACUGUGUUUUAUGUAAGGUGAGAUAGCAAACUGGCCAGAUAUAGGAUUAUUUGUAAGCGUGGGUUUUCAUCUCAUUAGUGUUAAAGCAAUUAAAUCC